This is a messenger RNA of Caenorhabditis briggsae, 1533 nucleotides long. The transcript is spliced from 3 exons. Bases 1 to 1533 code for a protein of 510 amino acids. The record is from RefSeq and is a predicted model, not a curated record. Lineage: Eukaryota; Metazoa; Nematoda; Chromadorea; Rhabditida; Rhabditidae.
AUGCCAGUUGUCAGAGAUGAAGGUGAAACGAAAGCGCUAGUGUACCACAAUGACAUGUUAAUGAAGAAAAUCAUUGGAGAUGUCGAGAAGUUCAAAGAUCGUAAUUCGUUGGAGCUGACGAGUCAAAGAUUCAGACUAUUAUGUUUACAAACACCAAUCAGUAGAAGGAAGAAAUAUGCGAUUCGAUUAGAAGCAGAUCCUAAUUGGCCCGCUGUAUUCACGCUUCUGAUGCGACCACGAAAGUAUUCUUCUCGUCUAUCCAUUGUAACGUGCUCAGCUGAUCCAGAGGACAAACGUCAGGAGCUUGUUAGUUACAGAUAUAAAGAAAACAAGCAAAAUGCACACGAAUUCUACGAAGGUGUCCGCAAACGUCUUCUGAACCAGAUUGUGGAGUUUGAAAUCAAGUUUCGACGGUUCACAAUCGGAGUCCUCGAGGAAAUUCAAACUUUUCCAAAUUUGAAUCGGAUCAUUGUCAAAAAUGCUCGUAACUUCUCCGCGGAGACGGAUGAUGAACCCGAGGAGCUCGUCGUGCUGAAUCGAAUCACAUCUCUUGAACUGACUCUUGAUCGUCAAUGGAGCAGUGAAAUUGCCCGAAUGAAGCGGCUAAUUGGACCGAAUCUGAAGCACUUUUGCUGCUACGUCACGCCCUGCCAGUCUAAAACUCAAUGGUUUAUCGAAGAAAUCAUGGUGGAAAUGGCGAUUCAUAAUGUCGAACUUGAUCUUUGUCGAUUGGUCUUCCCCGAUCCACAAAUUCCACGAAUUCUAAUCACUGCCUUGAUCCAAUUCAUGUCUGAAAGAUCAAGAAUCAUGCAAGUGUUUGUGUCCACCGACUCAGCUGAUAUCAUUCCAAUGAACAAUCGGGCUCCGGCCGUUGGAAUACAAUUCAGAGAUGAGGAGGAUAACACAUUGAAACUUCUCUACGAUGCAUGUCCACUCAUUUUUCAACAAGCACACACUCUACGAAUCUCAAAUUUGCACGAUGAUAAUUGCGAUCAACUUGAUAUUCUUCCGAAGCUUUAUGCGAUGAGAGAGCUUCAAAUUUCAUGCACUUCUCACAAAGAAGAACUCUCUCCCAUCGAUGAACUUCUUCUCAAAAUCCCAUCCACUGUGAACACUCUCACCCUGAACAGUUGCAAACUGACUUCAGCCUCUAUCGAUAUUCUUGUGUCAUCGACAUUCGAAACUAUCCAGAAUCUUCAUCUUGUCCAGAAUGGAUCUUGUAAUACUGUACAAAACUUUGUAAAAAUUCUUGAGGGAUUUCCAAAUCUCAAAACGUUGGAAAUGGAUAUGGUCAUACCACAUUUGAUGUUUCCAAAGAUUGUUGAGCAUUCGAAUCUAGAAAAGCUCACCGGUUUCACAAAUCGGAGCGCGCCCGAGAAAUCACUUCAAAUUGUGAGUUCUGAUGAUCUGUAUCAAGGGAAAUCAACACAUAAAUUUCAGCUCCGUAAUCACUUUAAUCACGUCUGUCUCAAGAAAGUCGAUCGCCAAAAUCAAUAUCUUUUCCUGGCCAAGCCGAUCCGAUCUCAAUUAUAA